ACUCUAUUGCUAUAAAAACAAUGUGGAUAAACCCUAAAAGCAAUAGAGCCGGGAUAUUGUUUCCCACAGUCGGGAUGACGCGUGGGGCGGCGUUUUAUAUAGGCAGGGAUUGCGUCCAGUAGGCCACUGUCAAACGAGACCUCAGCAAGUUCACACGGCCGUCCAUAACACAUAAAAAUCAUCUGUUCCGUGCCGAAAUAUAGGAAAUAAUCGCGUAAACGAGGAUAAUGACGCGAGUAGGUGGGGCCGUUCCGAAGACGCCCCUCUAGGUUUUUUUUUCUCGACGUCUGGGCGGCGCGAAGAGAACGCCUCACGUCCCACGCGCCCGAACGCACCGACAUGCGCGACCGAACACGCUCUCUAUACAAACCGACGGCAACGCGCCGACGGUACACCGACUAAAAACGUAAACAAACAAUAAAAUGCGAAUAAAAAACGCGGGCCUAACAUACAACAAAUACAGGAAACGCCGCGGACACCGCUAGUUACUACGACAAUAUUUAAAUACAACCGAAUUACUUUUAAAUAGUUCCAGAACACUCAUUCGGAAUUCAAAGUUUUGAGACAAACAAUACCUUGUUCUACAUUUGAAACUGUUCUCGGAGAUGUUUUGACGUUCAGUGACAGAAACCAGUGCGUUGUGUCAAUUUUUCGCGGCAAAAGUGACAAGUUAAAACGAUGAGCCCGCGAAAAGAGGAUCUAGUGCUGCCAACAUGAAAAAGCUUCGUGUUUUUAUUGGAAAUAACAGAAUGCACAGGACAUUACACGCAGCAAUACUCAUCCUAUUGGUAUUUUUGUUGAAUAUAGCAAGUUCUCGAGACAACAUGGUUCCCAGCCACGUGACGCUCAGCUCAUCCCUAACCUGCCGCCUGGUCGGUGGACUGACCAGAGAACAGAGAACUGUCUGCCACAAAGCUCCCGACACAGCGGCUAUAGCAUUCGAAGGUCUACAAUUAGCGGUCAAGGAGUGCCAGCACCAGUUCCGCUGGCAUAGGUGGAACUGUUCCAGUCUGCUUGUGAAGAGCAGUAAUCCACACGCCAGUUCUAUUAUGAAACGAGGAUUCCGCGAGUCCUCCUUCUUGUACGCCCUGACAGCAGCUGGGGUGGCUCACUCCGUGGCCCGCGCAUGCGCCCAAGGCAGGCUCCUCUCCUGCGGCUGCGACCCCCUGGGGUACCGCGCCUCGCACGACCCCCGCGGAAGGGCGAAAGUCAACAAAUGGGAGUGGAGCGGGUGCUCCCACAAUCUGGCAUAUGGAAUAGAGUUCUCGAAGAAGUUUCUCGAUUUGAGAGAGCAGGUGGACGAUUUGCAGUCGAAGGUCAAUGUCCAUAAUAAUAAUGCGGGGAGAUCGGUAAGUGUCCUGUUUUAUAAGAACGUUUAAUACUUACCUUCGAAAGUCUUCUAUGUGUGACGGUUUUAGCUUCCAAACGACUGCUGUUAUAAAGAUUAACGUAGGUAAGCGUCGCUGAAUAUGGAGUUGUUGGGUAUCGGAGACUUGUGUG
Molecule: messenger RNA, 1500 nt
Organism: Trichoplusia ni (cabbage looper)
Lineage: Eukaryota; Metazoa; Arthropoda; Insecta; Lepidoptera; Noctuidae
Product: protein Wnt-10a-like
Exons: 3
Coding region: 714-1379 (221 amino acids)
Biological process (GO): neuron differentiation; canonical Wnt signaling pathway; cell fate commitment
Cellular component (GO): extracellular region
Molecular function (GO): frizzled binding; cytokine activity
Source: RefSeq, a predicted model, not a curated record